CGUAUUUUGUGUUUUUAUAAAUAGUUUUGGAACCGGAAUCAGAAUCGAAAUACCCGGUUCCAAUGACAGAUAGGCGGUUCAGAACCGAUUGUAAAAAUCUCAUCAAAUGCACAUCAGUAAUCCUUCCUAAAGCAAAGUGACCGAUUCCAUUCUCACAGCAGCUUCAAUGCGGAAUACAAACCUGUCAUGUGACCGAGCUAGCUCAUAAGAGCUUCAGUGACGUACUAAAAGGGUGCCUGCCGCCGUCAUUUGAGGCACAGCGUCGUUCCAAAGAGAAUAAAAACAACAGUCAGAAGUUGUAUUUAAUUUAUUUACAUUCUGUUGCGCAUCAGUUUGCAAGGCGUAGACGAUAAAAAACAGCUACUAAACAUAAUCCCGUAUGCUGCCAUGGACAGUGUGGAGAUGGAAUCUGUCCAGAUUAAAGAGGAGCUCCCUGAACUUGAACUUAUCCCCAUUAGAGUGGAGUUCUCUGGGCUGGCUUCCCUCCCCAUUAAACAGGAGCUCUGUGAGAUGCAAUGUGACAGCAGUCAGCCAGAGGUCUGUGAGAUUAAAGCUGAGCACAAUGAAUUGGAGAUCCCCCAGACAGAAGAACCCCUUCCUGUGAAACAAGAAGAGGUGCUGGAAACUGUCUGUAUUAAACAGGAGCCCCGUGAAGUAGAGUUUGACCACAUGGAACCAGUGACGGAAGAAUCAGAGGACUUCAAACCAAACAUCCCUGAGCUGGAGCCUGUACGCCUGCGAGAGUGUAGCGUGGUGCUGGAGAGAAUCUGCGUGAGAGAGCAAGGCGCUGGAGAGGAAGGCUCUCCCAACAGCAUGCAAGGAGGUGGAAAGGAAGACGGGCGCUCCCAUUCAGAAUGCAGUCUAGCAGGUUCCAGUCCAGCAGCUAAAGCGAGGGCGGGCGCUGGAGAAUAUCCUGACUGUGGGAAAGGUUUCACCCAGUUAGGAAACCUGAAAACAAACCAGCGAAUUCACACAGGAGAGAAACCGUAUCACUGCUUUGACUGUGGGAAGAGUUUCAGUGUGUUACAAAACCUUCAAACACACCAGCGAAUUCACACUGGAGUGAAACCGUAUCGCUGCUCUGACUGUGGGAAGAGUUUCAAUGUGUUACAAAACCUGAUAAGACACCAGCGAAUUCACACAGGAGAGAAACCAUAUCGCUGCUCUGACUGUGGCAAGAGUUUCAAUCAGUUAGGACACCUGAAAACACACCAGCGAAUUCACACAGGAGAGAAACCGUAUCACUGCUUUGACUGUGGGAAGAGUUUCAACAUCUUAGAAAAUCUUCAAACACACCAGCGAAUUCACACAGGAGAGAAACCAUAUCGCUGCUCUGACUGUGGCAAGAGUUUAAAUCAGUUAGGACACCUGAAAACACACCAGCGAAUUCACACUGGAGUGAAACCGUAUCGCUGCAUUGACUGUGGAAAGAGUUUCAGUCACACACAAUCCCUGAAAAGACACCAGCGAAUUCAUACAGGAGAGAAACCGUAUUGCUGCUCUGACUGUGGAAAGAGUUUCAAUGUGUUACAAAACCUGAAAACACACCAGCGAAUUCACACUGGAGAGAAACCGUAUUUGUGCUCUGACUGUGGAAAGAGUUUCAAUGUGUUACAAAACCUGAAAACACACCAGCGAAUUCAUACAGGAGAGAAACCCUAAGGACCAUGUUCAUUCAGAAAAAAACAUUACAUUAUGAGUUCCUGUGUAAUUAGUGUUUUGUGUAUCGCUCUUAAGAGCAUGCAUUUGAAAUGGUAAAAAUGCUCUUCAGCUCUCUUGCACUCUGAUUGUGUCACAAAGUGGGCAGAGACACGGACACGUCACAAGAGGCUUCUCUGCUGUCAGUUUAACUCAGGCUGUCAAUGCAGUCAGUGCCUGGGAGCGGGAAUAUGCAGAAAGGAAACUAUUCUGCACCUCAUCUGAUGGACGAGUCAGGAGAAAUUGAUAACUCAGUGUGGGCAAUGAGUUUCAGGGUUUAGCAUUUAAACUGCAUAGACUUGAAAAUAAAUACAUUGAUGGAACGAGUAUCCCGACCCCGGUAUGUAGCAUCCCAGAGACAAGACUGCACCGUCCUUACUGGACAACCGCCUGGAGGGUUUGUCUUGUAAAUUCAUCACGAUUCUAGAACUAAUGAAAAAUGAUAGUGUUGCAAUGAUUGAAUAUUUUGCAAUGUGCAUUGUCCAUGCUUUUAUUUUACCCUGCUUUUGUAAACUGCACCAUGUAAUACAAGUGUAGCACGCAUGUGUAUGGGUCAUAGGUACAGAAACUCAGACAGGUUCUACCCUGGCUUUUUCUUGCUCUUUUGCAGUGUUGGACCAUAAGAAUAUGAGCUUUGGCAGCCCUGAAUAAACAAGAUCGGGAAAUUACUAGCUGCUCAAAACAAAAGGAAGAUAAUACUAAAAGUGAGAGUUUGACUAUUUAAAUAAUCUAUAUUUAAAUUGUUAACAAAUGAGUCGUAUAUUAUUUAACAAUGUGUCCCGGUUUUGAGCUAUGGAAAUCGUGUCACCCAUAUUGCGAGUAUCACCUACCUGUGCUGCACACAAAGCAUGGACCGUACUGAAAACCUGUGGCUAACAGUAAUACAGCUGCAGGCAGAGGAUUUCUGUCACAGGUUUGAGUUGUAAUGGAAAUUGAAUCGGCCAGUGUGUCGCAUUGUCCACGCCUUGCGCAACAAAAUGUAAAUACAUUAAAUACAACUCUGCGGGGCUCGAUCGGGCUGUUUUUAUUUGAAACGACGCCGUGUCUUAAAUCACUGCACCGGGCACCCUUUUAGUACGUCACUGAAGCUCUUAUGAGCUACCUCGGUCACAUGACAAGUAUUAUGUAUUAUGAAUUGAAGCGAGGGUUAGUCUUGAAUGAGGCAGAUGUGUAAGUAUAUGCUGUAAACCCGUCUCUUUGUUAGGAGGGAGAACUCUUUCUGUUUCUUAGUGGGAGGGAGCAGUUCAGUCUCUGUGCCUCAAGCCUGCCCUGGACUGGAGGGAGCACCCUUUCUC
Messenger RNA from Acipenser ruthenus (sterlet), 2993 nucleotides. Its product is annotated as zinc finger protein 664-like. The coding region runs from base 388 to 1662 and encodes 424 amino acids. The transcript has 3 exons. The record is from RefSeq and is a predicted model, not a curated record. Gene Ontology annotation, molecular function: DNA-binding transcription factor activity, RNA polymerase II-specific; RNA polymerase II cis-regulatory region sequence-specific DNA binding. NCBI's taxonomy places the organism in Eukaryota, Metazoa, Chordata, Actinopteri, Acipenseriformes, Acipenseridae. Gene Ontology annotation, biological process: regulation of transcription by RNA polymerase II.